AUGUAUGUCGCAAGAGACACAUGGCCGAUGACCCUAACGAUGUGGACGCGCUCAGGACAGACCGCAAAUUUGUGGCGAAUUGCACAAACGCCAACAUCGAGGGUGCAUCCUCAGAAGAUGCUGUAUCGUGCACUCAGCAAAUUUGGUGAUCAGUUCGUCUACCCCGUUCUGCCAGCAUUUGCCAAACCCAUAUGGGAUCAUCCAGCUGGACCAAAGACGUUGUUUUUCUGGGCCCCACUGAUGAAAUGGGGUCUAGUAAUUGCUGGUAGCAAAGACUUAAAACGACCGGCUAGUAAACUUUCCGUUUAUCAGAACAUCGCUCUCUUUAUCACAGGAGGCAUAUGGACUCGAUACAGUUUUGUAAUAAUUCCUGUGGACUACAGUCUGGCCACUGUGAAUUUUCUCGUGUGCUCAGGACUCUCACAACUAUGUAGAAUUGUUCAUUACAAGUCUAUUGAAGUUAAUCAUUCCUUAGUCCGAAAAGGAAACUAUGCCGUUAAAGUUCCCAGGAUCGACUUUCUCUUAACCUCGGCAUUUGAAUAUGAAUGUGUCGUUUUCUUGUUCAGCAAUCGCGAAACAGCACACAUUUACUUCCAUAAAAACACAAUACAAUACAACGCUAGCUGA
Molecule: messenger RNA, 627 nt
Organism: Angiostrongylus costaricensis
Lineage: Eukaryota; Metazoa; Nematoda; Chromadorea; Rhabditida; Metastrongylidae
Source: the annotation of a GenBank genome assembly